CGCUCUUAUAGCGGCGACUCUUUCAAUCCACUGCUGGAGACCUUCUGGACAUCCUGGAGUAAAGUCCUGUUUGCAGUUUCCAACGAUCAUUUCCUACAAACCCCGAGUAACUAUUAAAGCACUUGUUGUAAAGAGAAUAUGGGAAAGCAAAACCUUCUUCUGCUCAUCACCUGGAUGUAUUUUCUGAGUCUUGCCUCCAGUUUUUCAACCACAAGUGCUCCAGCAGUGGAAACAAGCACAUUCAUAGGCAACAUCUCAAACAACUCAACAGACUGGAUGGUAGAUUUCAGUGACAUCGAGUCCAAGUUUGCUCUGAGAACAAUCGAGGAACCUGAGGACGAUCUAUGUUACGUCGUUCCUGGCCAGCGGGACACCAUUAAAGAGUGCAAUUUCAAUCCAGACACCAAGACUUUUAUAGUCAUUCAUGGCUGGACGGUCACUGGCAUGUAUGAGAGUUGGGUUUCCAAACUGGUGACUGCUCUGAAAGAACGUGAGCCAACGGCUAAUGUGAUCGUGGUGGACUGGCUGGUCCGGGCACAGCAACAUUACCCGACUUCAGCCGCAUACACCAAGCUCGUGGGCCGCGAUGUGGCCAAGUUUGUCAACUGGCUACAGGCCGAGCUGGAGUAUCCAUGGGAGAUGGUUCACAUCCUGGGCUACAGUUUGGGUGCUCAUGUAGCCGGCAUCGCAGGACUCCUCACGAAGAACAAAGUCAGCCGGAUCACAGGCAUGGAUCCCGCCGGCCCGAGCUUUGAGUAUGCUGAUUCGCAGAGCACACUGUCCCCAGAUGACGCCCAGUUUGUCGACGUGCUUCAUACAAACACACGUGGCUCUCCGGACCGCAGCAUUGGCAUCCAGAGGCCUGUGGGUCACGUAGACAUCUACCCCAACGGAGGGACGUUCCAGCCUGGCUGUGAUCUGCAGAACACCAUGUUGAUGGUGGCCACCACAGGGUUGAGAAACAUGGACCAGAUUGUGAAAUGUUCCCAUGAGCGCUCUAUUCACCUCUUCAUCGACUCCCUGGUCAACAUGAAGCAGCAAAGCAUGGCAUAUCGCUGCAGCUCCAAGGAGACUUUCAACAAGGGUGUGUGUCUGAGCUGCCGCAAGAACCGCUGCAACAAGGUGGGCUACGAGGUCAACAAGGUGCGCAACCGCCGGAACACCAAAAUGUAUAUGAAGACCAGAGAGAUGAUGCCGUACAAAGUUUUCCACUACCAAGUUAAAGUCCAUUUCUUCAGCAAGAGCAAGAUAAGCUAUACCGACCAGCCCAUGAAGAUUUCCCUGUAUGGCUUCUCUGGAGAGAAGGAGAACAUCCCUUACGUCAUGCCUGCCAUGAAAACCAACACCACCAUCUCCUUCUUACUCACUACGGACGUAGACAUCGGCGAGCUGCUGAUGGUGAAGCUGAUUUGGGAAAAGGACACCAUCAUCGGCUGGCCCUGGUGGAGCCCGGACACUUUUCACAUUCGCAAGCUACGCAUCAAAUCUGGGGAAACUCAGUCCAGGGUGAUCUUCGUCGCCAAGGAAGGUGAGUUCUCCUACCUCGCCCGUGGAGGUGAAGCUGCCGUGUUUGUGAAAGGCAAAGAAGCCCAGUCAAGCCACAAAAAUGAAAGAUUGCACAAGAUGAAGAUGCAUGGCAGCUCAUUCCAGAAGCCUGCCUUAGAAAAAGGCGUUUAAAGAUGCCCCUCACACCUCCACCGUUUCGACAGAACCCAAGAGGAACCUGCUGAAACCGGACAGGGAGAGAAAGACGGUGCAGUUUCUGUACAUUCUGAUCCAAGCGUGUUGCGGAAUAGUAGCAAUUAAGUGACCUUCACCCAUAAGCACAUCCUGUAAGGAACUUUUACAUGUGACAGCCUUUAACUGCAGAGCAGUUUUAAUGAAAAAGCCUAACUUCUGAUUAUCACGCAGUAUUAUCCAUUAGCCCAACCUGAUCUGAGGUCACAGAGGAGCUCAGAGAAGAGCUUCAACCUUACGUGACUGGAGCCUCACAACUUCUUAUUGGCUCUAAGUAGACAUGUGCCGGUGAAAAAAAUUGGAUUUAAAUUGGAACGUACAUCAUGAACAAUAAGCUGCUGAGGUUUGUUUAUGGCUGAAUAGUCUGACCAAUGAGACCAGCAUUGAUGUUAUGGUAAUAGUGAUAGGCAAUAAUGAUAGGAAACCCGUGCUCAUGCCUAGAUGCUAAAUAUUUCUUUAAAUGAAAGAUAAGAAUUCCUUUAUUGUUAUGCAAUAUAUAAAUAUAUAUGUGCGUACAUGUAAGUAAACUGUUACACUGUUAUAAUGUGUGUAUUGACUUUCUCUUAGCUUUGACCCAAUUGAAGCAAAAGUAAUAAACAAUAUAGAGUAAAGCCGGUGUCACGCGGGGCUGCACUUAGCUGACUGAAUGAAAUCACUCACUGAAUCACUGACUGACUGACUGACUUGCUCUGAAGGUGAAACCACCUGAUGAAGGGAAAUCAAGCAGGAUAUUUAUACCUCUAAUUAUCUACAAAACAAUCAAACACUGAGUGUCCUCGAUCACAGUGAAGUGCUUGAUGAUGCCUUAUUGAGGAAGUUCACAAUACGGCGAUUCCUAGUGUAUGACCUUUGUGUAUAAGAUGUCGUAGUGAAAAUCUAUGGAGUAUAAAAGAUACAAAAAAAAACACUGUACAAUGAAAAACUGUGAAGCCGACUAAUACCUAUAUACUACCUAUCAGAUAUGCUGUAGAUGCUGUAGAUCUACAUACAGGAAUUUGAGCAGUCCACUUUUAACAGUAGUGUUCAGAUAGUAGUAGUAUGUUGACCACUUGCUAGCACGGAAUCAAAUACUCUAAUAGUUGAACCUAUAUAUAAAAAUUAUAAUUGUAAAUAAGUUUACAUUUUCUCUAUUUGGAAAUGUGUAAGUUGAAAGUUUUUCGGGUCUGUGUAGAGUUACUGUGUUUGGCACAGGUCACUUUAUAGGCUUGGAUUAGUUUCCUGUUCGACCCAUUCAUCACAAUCAGGUGCUUUCCUUCAGUUGACCAGUUGGUCACAUUUCAAUCAAAAUAGAUGAUAUUUGUCAAACUUCUUUUGAGGCAUGAAAAAAUUUAGACUGAUUUUCGCCAUUUAAUCGUGCACUUCACAUCGCCUUAUACAAUGAUCAUGCUAGAUUGAUUAUCAUCUUCCAGAUGGGUUGUAUUAUCAUAGUUCCCAGCAUGCACCAGAAACCCAGCGAAUCAGAAAUGAAAUGGGCUUAAUAAAAAGAACACCUGGUGGAACUUCCACCACCAGACCCAUAAAUACAACAAGAUUAUUUAUUGAUUGUAUAUAUUUGUACAUAGCCUUGUAUAAACCAUGUAUAACCUUGGGAUUAUUCACGAUAUUCAUAUGCAAUGCACUGCAUAAGCAUAUUUUAAUAAAGAGAAUGUUGCAUUAUAA
Silurus meridionalis is the source of this 3396-nucleotide messenger RNA. RefSeq names its product lipoprotein lipase (gene lpla). The record is from RefSeq and is a predicted model, not a curated record. The transcript is spliced from 10 exons. Gene Ontology annotation, molecular function: lipoprotein lipase activity; apolipoprotein binding. Gene Ontology annotation, biological process: lipid metabolic process. Bases 139 to 1677 code for a protein of 512 amino acids. Lineage: Eukaryota; Metazoa; Chordata; Actinopteri; Siluriformes; Siluridae.